Rotaria sp. Silwood2 is the source of this 936-nucleotide messenger RNA. The record is from the annotation of a GenBank genome assembly. Lineage: Eukaryota; Metazoa; Rotifera; Eurotatoria; Philodinida; Philodinidae.
AUGGAGAUUGACGCACUCUAUCAAGCAGAUGCAGGUUUGCUAACUACUGCAUUUUCAGCAAUAAUGGGUUUACACUUGAGUAAAAAUGUUUCCAAUUCUGAAGAAGUACAGAAAGUUUCGUUGUUUGAUCAUCAUAAAACAACAUAUUCAUAUGGUCGGAUUGGUGGAACACCUGUUACUUCAACAGCGGGCAAUCAAUGUUUAUUAUUUAUUAAGAUGCUAAAUGGUGCACUAAUUGAAUGUGAAGUAAAGUCAGGUACUGGUAUUGAAGAUAUUAAAGCACGUAUUCAGGAAUUAGAAGGAAUACCAUCUGAUCAACAACGUCUCUUAUUUCGUGGAAAGCAGUUAGAGAAUGGUAAAAUCAUGGAUGAUUAUAAUAUAACUCCUGAAUCUACAAUUCAUCUCGUAGCAAAGUUGCAUGAUACCAAACUAGUUAUUCUUGAUUCUGCAACUUUAGAUCCAAUACAUAAUUAUGAUUUUACAAAUAUAAACGAUGGUGGCACAAUAUUUAUGCGAGGUGGAGAGAGAUAUGUUCGUCCGUGUGGAUUCAAACGAUUUGCUCUCAAUGUUUCUCAUAAAUAUGAAAAUUUACAAUGGAUAGGUUGCUAUAAUGGUGUAGGUGAAUGGCCUGUAUCAUAUCAUGGAACAGGUGACGCUGAAAAUAAAACGAUUGCACAGGUUGGCUAUGAUUUAACACGAGGAAAACGAUAUGCAUUUAAUCAUGGCGUCUACUCGACUCCAGAUAUACACUUAGCAGAAAAAUAUGCAAAAAAGUUUACUUAUAACAAAGGACAAUAUAUAGUUGUUUUUCAAAAUCGUGUAAAUCCUGCAAAUUUGCUUAAAUUGGGAUCCAAUCAAGUAGGAACAGGAGAUUUUUGGGUUAGUCCAAGCGAAGCAGAUGUACGUCCAUAUGGUAUUUGCAUUCGAAAAGUAUAA